UUUACAUUCCUCAUAAAAAGGGGAGAAAAAUGCUUUGUGAAUGAUUGAUCAAAUAGUUGUAUAAUUAGAUGAAAAUAUAUAAAGCAGAUAUAGUUGAAGAGGCUGGUCAUACAUUAUAGUGACUGACAGUCAUGGAUAUGAUAACGUUUGUGCAGUUUGUGCAGAUAAACGCUCUGAUUUCAUGCAGUUAUGCAACUUUUGCAAAACUACCGUUUCAUCCAGAGGUGUUUCCUCCUCCUGUACUGCAGAAACCUUUUCAUAAACCAAUGAUGAUAUACCAGCACCCCCCAAUGGGGCCUUUUAUCCGUCAGCCACUGUUGCCAAUGUUUCCAACACAAAUGAAGCGGCCCUUUAAGGUAAUUCCAGUUGUCAAACAAAAACUAUUUAUGAAACGGCUACCAUUUUCCAAUAAAAUGAAACCGAUGGUGAUAAAGAAAGUGAAAUACAUCAAAGUACCAAAGAUUUCUACGAAACCGAAGAUUCCCUUUAAAUAUCCAAGACCACAAUCUCCGCCUAUGUACAGAUUACCACGGCCAGAAUUUCAAGGAAACGUUGUAACUGGUUAUCGACCACCUCCAGGAACAAAUCGCCCGAGACCAAGGGUUAGACGGCCUCCAACAAGAAUUUACAGACGGCCUGUAGCCCAGCCUCCAACUAGAACUUACAGACCACCUAGACCCCAAUAUCCUGUAAGAUCCUACAUACCGCCACCGGCACCUCUUCCUCCUAGAACUUUCGAACCUCCGAUUCAACCACAGGAUGUAUUUGACAGACCUCCAGUUCAACCUCCGGCUGUAAAUGCUUUUCCUGAAUAUCAACCUCCAAUUGUAAAUAACAUACCUGAAUACCAAGCUCCGGUUGUAUAUAACAUGCCUGUACCACCAAUAGUUCCUCCAAGAGAUUUUACCGAACCUCAGUAUAUUUCUGAUGACGACGACGAUGAUAAUGAGGAUGAUUUUAAUGAUUUCGAUGAUUACCAGGAGGAUAAAUUCGAGGAAUUUGAUGAUAGAAUGGAAGACUCACUAGAGAAAAACGCUGAUGGUGACUAUGACAACGAUGACGACGAAAGGUCUGAAGAAUCUGAUGAUGAAAAGGAAAACUCAUUAGAGAAAAAAAGUGAUGGUGAUUCUGACGAUGAUGACGACAGGUCUGAAGAAUCUGAUGAUAGAAAGGAAGACUCACUAGAGAAAAAAGCUGACAGUGACUCUGACGAUGAUGACGACAACAGGUCUGAAGAAUCUGAUGAUAGAAAGGAAGACUCACUAGAGAAAAAAGCUGACAGUGACUCUGACGAUGAUGACGACGACAGGUCUGAAGAAUCUGAUGAUAGAAAGGAAGACUCACUAGAGAAAAAAGCUGAUAGUGACUCUGACGAUGAUGACAACGACAGGUCUGAAGAACCUGAUGAUAGAAAGGAAGACUCACGAGAGAAAAAAGCUGAUAGUGACACUGACGAUGAUGACAACGACAGGUCUGCAGAAUCUGAUGAUAGAAAGGAAGACUCACUAGAGAAAAAAGCUGAUAGUGAUUCUGACGAUGAUGACGACGACAGGCUUGAGGAAUUUGAUGAUAGAAUGGAUGACUCACUAGAGAAAACGGCUGAUGGUUCCAGUGACAAUGAGGACGACGACAGGCUUGACGACGAGAUAUCUGAAAACUUUGAUCAAAUGAAUGAAGUGAGGAGGAACAUUGCAAGAAGUAGGCAGGAUCUUGAUCAUCUUAUUAAAGAGAGUAAUAGGUAUCAAGGGAAGAUUUUCGAUAAAAUGGGAAACCGUUUAACGCAACAAACAACACAACACUUCAAUCCUGGAAGAAUACCCACUCAAACAUCAAAAACGAUGGGAGCUCCCACUAAAAGGCAAAACAUGUACGAAGAAAACGAAUUUGAGAUAAGAGAAAAUCGCAAUAUACCGGCUAGGUCAAAUAAGAACUUUGCAGAUAUUGAUGACAGGCAGACCAGGUAUCAAGAAAACUAUUUCGAACAGGCUGACAGUAACGAAGAUCGAUUUAAUAACCGUGCACAACAAUUACGGGGGUCUAAUAUGCCAGUCCCUGCGACAGAUAUUUUCGGAAAUAUUGCUGAUAGAAGAAACAAAUAUAGCGAAAAUGAAAGAAAUGGAGAGAGUUUGACGCAGCAGAAUUACCCACAGGAUGAUAUGCGAUCUCUACAAGCUAACAGUCGAAGGUUUGGUAUUCAAACAACAAACAAUAUGGGAAAUUUUGGGGAUGGGAGAAUUAUUUAUGAUGAAAAAUACUUUGAAAGAAAUGGAAACCGCUUAACACAGCAAGACAUUAUGCGAGCUCAACCAACUAACACUAAUGGAGACCUCGAAAGACAAACCGAGUACAGUGAAGAAUAUUUCGACAGGAUGGAUGAUGGCUUAAUGCAACAAUUACAGCCAUUGCAGAAAAGUAAUAUGCAGCUUCAGCACACAAACAGGAGAACAGGAAAUGGAAUUGAAAAUACAUUUGUAACGAGACAGCAAAUAAAUUUUUCCGACAACGAUGAAAAUGUAGAAAGGGAACAAACAAUGGUUUAUCAAAAUGACAAUAACAAACACUUAGACAAUGAGGAUGAAUACAGGAGAAACUAUGUGAAAACUCGUGCUGAGACUCGAAGUCGCUAUAACAUUCGAAGAGGAAACUAGCAUAGCUCAACGAUACCAAGAGCCAAGCAAUAUCAUUCUCUGAAAUCCUGAAAAAAGUUAAACCAUAAUUGUACUCAAGUUCAUUGUCUGUGGUUUAUACAGAUAAAAAUGAUCAUUUCGGAUAAAUAAGUUUAGGGAUCAUAUGUUCAGAUUAUGGACAUGUAUAGUCAGUAUCGUGUAAAAUCUUCCUUACAUAACAUAAUGCUUGUUUGUGCAACUGGACCAGGUAAAAUUGAUCCUAAAUCUGUAAAUCAAAGUAUAAGAAAUGAACCACUAAUUAAAACAAUGUGACUCUUGAAUGUUUAAAGCAGUCAAAGGGACCUUGAAAUUUAAAAAUGAUACUACAGUCUGUUUUGUGUUUGUAACAGGGCAUCGUUAUUAUACAAGAAGACAGAAUACUAUCAUUCUAGUGGAUUAAGGAUAAAAUACAAAUGUACUAGUAUUUACUUUUUGUAAGACCUUAUUUCACUUAAAGCCUGUUUUUAAAUCUUGGCAUUAGGCUACCAGAGGAUAAAGUAAUAGAAACAUUCAUUGGGUCAUUGUGGUAUUGCUUUUAUUCAAAGUAUUGUAUCCUUCGAUAAUUUUUAUCUGACGUUUAUUUGACUUUCAAAGUCAUGUGUAAAUAGCCACCAUUUUAUGUCAAAUGUUAAUGUUAUUUCACAUUUUGUUUCUUAGCAUGACAUUAUCAUUUAUCUUUUUUUUUCCUGCAAGAUGGCUUAAAGCCUCUAUAUCUAAACUGAUAUUGUAUACAUGCAAUUCAACAUGCAAUUCUUCUCCGAGGUGCGUGUGUUGUUGGGAAUUUUGCAUGUACAUUUAAUCAGUUUCGCGUAAAGGCUAAGAGCUGAAGUCUUUCGGGUGAGACUUUAAACAAGAUACCAUAUCUGUAACUGUAAAAGUGUCAAAAUAUUUCAACAUAAUGUGUAUUGCAGGGAAAAAUGUGUAUUUAUGGAAAGAAAUAUUAACUCAAUGUGCAUUGCAGGAAAAGGUCUUGUAGCAAAAUGUACACUGAUAUACCGCACAUAACAGAACAAUUGAUAUAAUGUAUUUGUAAUACUUAAUUGAUUCUUUGUUAUUGUUUUUAUAUAUGUUCCAGAUUUAUUAUUACAAAUCCAAAACUGCAAUAAAUUAACGAAAAA
Molecule: messenger RNA, 3784 nt
Organism: Mercenaria mercenaria
Lineage: Eukaryota; Metazoa; Mollusca; Bivalvia; Venerida; Veneridae
Exons: 10
Coding region: 132-2648 (838 amino acids)
Source: RefSeq, a predicted model, not a curated record